This is a messenger RNA of Penicillium chermesinum, 1482 nucleotides long. Its product is annotated as arylsulfotransferase family protein. NCBI's taxonomy places the organism in Eukaryota, Fungi, Ascomycota, Eurotiomycetes, Eurotiales, Aspergillaceae. The record is from RefSeq and is a predicted model, not a curated record. Bases 1 to 1482 code for a protein of 493 amino acids. The transcript has a single exon.
AUGGCUCCGUUGUGGUCCUCGGCCAGUGUCGUGCUGUCGCUGUCGCUCGGCGCUGCAGCAUGGCCCUACUCGACCUAUAGCUCGAUGGGGUUCCAGCCUCCCCAGCUCGAGGUCAACCAGACCGGUACGACCGCUGACGGAUUGCUCUUCCUUGGUCCUCGCGGAGGCGUCCAGCCCGCGGGCCAAGCGGCAUUGAUUUAUGACAAUGCGGGCAAUCUGGUCUACGAGGGCCCAGAGGAGGUUACUGCCAACUUCAUGGUCCAGCAGCUGAAUGGCUCCGACGUGAUAACUUUCUGGGCUGGAGACAUGCUGGAUCUUGGCUUCGGUUACGGAACAGUCCACAUCCUCGACAACACCUACCAGGAGAUUCACACCGUCACUCUGACCGGUGACUUUGUCACGGCCGACGGCCAGACCCGAGAGUCCUACAUUGAUCUGCACGAGAGCCAUAUCACUCCUCAGAACACGCUGCUGGUCACCGCAUACAACGUCACCCAGCACGAUCUGACUUCCGUUGGCGGCAACUCGACGGACUACAUGCUGGACAGCCACUUCUACGAAAUCGAUAUUUCCACCAACGAGAUUCUCAACUCAUGGUCUGCUCUGGACCAUGAGGAUCAGAUUCCUCUGACGACCUCCCACCAGAAGAUUGGGGUCUCUGGUACGUCGGAGAACCCCUGGGACGCUUAUCAUAUCAAUGCGAUUACUGCCACCAACCAUGGAUACCUUGUCUCCCUCCGUCAUAUGUGGUCAGGCUUCUACCUAGAUCACAAUGGAACUAUCAUCUGGCACAUUAGCGGAGACACCGGCGGUGACUUCGCUCCUUCCGGCAACACCAACUUCUCGUGGCAGCACGAUAUGCGAGUGCACAACGAGACUGACGACGGCCUUAUCUUGAAUCUUUUCAACAACGCCAACACUGGCUCUGACUCGGAGGGUGAUACCACCGGUCUCAGCCUGUCCAUCAACCUCCAGGACAAGACAGUGACCGGCCUCAAGUCUCUGUCGGACCCUAACGAUCCCAUCAAAUCCGUCAGCCAGGGUAGCUACCAGCUUCUGGGCGCAGACGAAGACGCCAACGUCUUCAUGGACUACGGAUCCAUUUCCAAGGUUAAGGAAUACGACGGCAAUGGCAACAUUGUCUUCACUGCGCAGUUCGGCGAUGACAAUGCCGUUGCCUCUUACCGUGGAUAUCGCUGCCAGUGGAGUGCUGUUCCUUUCUGGAAGCCUUCUCUCUAUGUGAAUCGCACUAGCGACGGCGCGUCGGUCUACAUGAGCUGGAACGGCGCCACCGAUUAUGACAGCUGGAACAUCUAUGCCCCCUCGUCGGUGAAUUCGACGGCCGGCCCGCAGAUUGGUAAUGCCACCCGCACGGGUUUUGAGACUCGCGUCGAUCUCACCGACCUGCCAACCAACUACAUUCAGGUCUCCGCUCUCCAGGACGGGAAUAUCCUCGGCUCUUCUGAAGUUGUCCCCUUCUAG